Messenger RNA from Rhagoletis zephyria (snowberry fruit fly), 1407 nucleotides. Its product is annotated as skin secretory protein xP2-like. Lineage: Eukaryota; Metazoa; Arthropoda; Insecta; Diptera; Tephritidae. The record is from RefSeq and is a predicted model, not a curated record. Gene Ontology annotation, molecular function: transcription coactivator activity. Gene Ontology annotation, cellular component: RNA polymerase II transcription regulator complex. Gene Ontology annotation, biological process: positive regulation of transcription by RNA polymerase II.
AUGCUGGUAAAAACGUCGAUGGAGUAUUCGCACCAAUUGCAUUGGACUUUUGGCUAUAUGAACCUCUUCAUUGCCGCCAUGCUUGCCUUGGUCGUCUUCGCUUCGGCUGACGUCAGCCAUUUGUCGAAUACGUACCUACCACCCAGUAGUGGUAUCUCAUACUCUUCGGGCGGUUCUACUGGUGGUUCUUACUCCUCAGGCGGAUCAGUGGGAGACUCAUACUCGUCAGUUGGUGCCGUAGGUGGAUCAAUCUCUUCGGGUGGCGGUUCUUCUUACUCUGUACCAUCCAACGCAUAUCUCCCACCUGUUUCAGGCCACUCAGCGUCGGCUCCUGCUCCAGUUUACUCUGCACCAGCUCCAGCUCCCGCGUUCUCUGCUUCAGCUCCAGCUCCAGUUCACUCUGCACCAGCUCCAGCUCCCGUUUACUCGGCACCAGCUCCAGCACCCGCGGAAUCUGCUUCAGCUCCAGCUUCAGUUCACUCUGCACCAGCUCCAGCUCCCGUUUACUCGGCACCAGCUCCAGCACCCGCGGAAUCUGCUUCAGCUCCAGCUUCAGUUCACUCUGCACCAGCUCCAGCUCCCGUUUACUCGGCACCAGCUCCAGCACCCGCGGAAUCUGCUUCAGCUCCAGCUUCAGUUCACUCUGCACCAGCUCCAGCUCCCGUUUACUCGGCACCAGCUCCAGCACCCGCGGUUUCUGCUUCUGCUCCAGCUCCAGCUAAGUCUGCACCAGCUCCAACUCCAGUGUACUCUGCUCCUGCUCCUGCUCCGGUAUACUCGGCAGCAGCUCCUGCUCCAGUUUACUCUGCACCUGCUCCUGCUUCCGUGCACUCUGCUUCAGCUUCUGUUCCAGUGUACGCUCAUCCAGUUCCUGAUCCAGUUCACUCUGCUCCAGCCCCAAUUCCCGUGAACUCUGCUCCAGCCCCAGCCCCAUUACAUUCUGAGCCAGGACCAGCUCCAGUUUACACUGGCCCAGCUCCAGCUCUAGCAAACUCUGAGACAGCACCUGCUCCAGUUUACUCUGCGCCAGCCCCAGCUCCAGUGUACUCUUCACCAGCAGUUUCUUUAGGCGUCAGUGACGGCGGUUACUCUUACUCUAGCGGUGGAUCAUCUGGUUUCUCUGGUGGUAAUGCAGUUGGUCACUCUGGCGGUGGUUCUUACUCAAGUGGUGGCUCUUCUGAAUACUUUGCUCCAGUUUCAGCACCGGUGUACUCAGCUCCAGCCCCAGCUCCAAUUUACUCUGCACCAGCAGUUUCUUACUCUAGCGGUGGCUCUUCUGGGCUCUCUUCUUCCAGCUACUCAUCGGGUGGUUCCCCGUCUUUCUCGUCAGGUGGUUCAUCGUACUCUGGUGGUGAUGUUGGUACCCAGUAUGCAUCUAACGGUGGUUACGUCUACAGAAAGAAGUAA